AUGCACGUGCCACAAAUGGAGGGUGGCUACUCUGACAAUGAUCCUAUAGUAGACGAUUUCGACGACUUUGUGUCGCCAAGUUCAGGGCCAUGGAAUUCGGUGGCGGUGCAGAAUCGUACGGUGACCGAUACUAUGCCCAUGAGUGGACUGACAAAGGGGGGCAGGCUGCACUACAUUCGCCUGUACGCCGAUAAUUGCUACAAUGGAACUGACGUGACGUUUGAUAAGCUCGACAAGGACUUUGAAAAUCUGGAGCCGGGGGAUGAAAAGGGCACAAACGACUGGAGCGACCCCAACAUGAUGGAAAUGGUGCCAGAACUGUUUGAAAAUCUGACUACGCAUUUGCGCGCCGAAAAGAGGUGGCUGCAGCUGGGGUUUGGGUUCUGGAGCAAUUUCCACGUGUCUAGAAUUACCAUGAAGCCGGGCGUGAACUUUCCCACCGCGGAGCAGAUCGACACGCUGUUUAGUAUUGUCAAGGCCCACCGAGGUACGCUGCAGGUCGCGGUGAGUGUUGGGGUCGGGGAUGACGAGGGGUACGAUUCCGCGUACGAAACCAAGCUGUACAAUGGGUGCAAUUACGACGAGCGCGUGUAUACGAUGAAGGGCGGUGAGUUCUCAAACGGCGAGGGUACACUGGACUCAAUUAUGGACAUGACGAAACAGCUGAUGAAGAAACGGGCGAUGCACUACAUUAUGCCAAACGGGACUUCGGAAAUCAUGUCGUCUAGUAGUAGCAAGGUCCAAGAACUUUCGGCGUAUAUGGGCUACCGCCUUAAGGUCGCGUCCGUGGACACGAUUAGCGAUGGAUACACGCGACUGAUGGUUACGAAUGUUGGGAUUGGGCCGACGCUGUACGACCUCAAUGUUGUGCACGAGAAUGUCACGUUUGAGCCGGCCCUAGUCCGACUAAAUCCGGGGGCGAGCAGGUAUGUGUAUGGUAAGAUUAUUGUGGGUGACAAUGCGUCGUUUGAGGCGGAGGGGUCAAGAUAUUUGGGAGGCGUCAAGCUCUUAUAA
This is a messenger RNA of Sphaeroforma arctica JP610, 1014 nucleotides long. RefSeq lists its product as hypothetical. The record is from RefSeq and is a predicted model, not a curated record. Bases 1 to 1014 code for a protein of 337 amino acids. NCBI's taxonomy places the organism in Eukaryota, Ichthyosporea, Ichthyophonida. The transcript has 3 exons.